This is a messenger RNA of Scylla paramamosain (green mud crab), 1735 nucleotides long. RefSeq names its product holotricin-3-like. The record is from RefSeq and is a predicted model, not a curated record. NCBI's taxonomy places the organism in Eukaryota, Metazoa, Arthropoda, Malacostraca, Decapoda, Portunidae. The transcript is spliced from 2 exons. Bases 146 to 661 code for a protein of 171 amino acids.
CACCGGGAAGGUCAAGAUUCUUCCUCACUAGCCGGCUCAACUCUCAGGUUCAAGGCCCGUUGCUCUUGAAGAAGGCGACGAAGGGCGCGGCAUAUCCCACCCACUUAUCCAGCUCCUUUCUCGCUCUCUGUUUCGCUCCCUCGUUAUGCAGACGACACUAAUUGUGGCGCUGUGUGUGGCGGCGACUGCUGUGGCGCUGCCCUCGCCUGACGCAGCCCCCAACCCUGACCCCGAGGCCCUACCCGACGCCCUGGCUCUCCCCCUCCCCGACCCCUUGCCUGAAGCUUCCCGACCAUUCUACGGACACGGACAUGGAUACGGACAUGGGCGUGGACACAGCCGCGGAUACGGACAUGGGCAUGGACUCAGCAGAUACAGAUAUGGGUAUGGACACAACAGAAGAUACGGACAUGGGCAUGGACACAGCAGCGGAUACAGGUACAGACCAUUUCAUGUUUCUUUUGGCCAUCAUGGUCUGAGCAUUGGACACAGAUACGGUAGCCACGGACACGGCGGCUAUGGGAGCUACGGAUACAGGAACUACGGACACGGAAGCCAUGGUAGCCACGGAUUCGGCUCGAGCUCUCACGGACACAGCUCUCACGGACACAGCUCUCACGGACACAGCUCUCACGGCGGCUACGGGGGGCAUCACGGCUAACUACGAGCACGGACACCACCAUUAAGACUGACUGGAGACUCCUGGACACCUGCCGCCUCACGCACUCUUCCUGGAGGGAAAGUGAGAGCAAAGAAAACGGAGAACAAAUGAAGAAUGGGAAAGAGGGAAAGUGGGAGGCUUGUAGAAAGAAAACGGGGAACAAAUGAAGAAUGGGAAGGUUAUACGAAGAAAACGAAGAUAAAUUGGGAAGAAAGCCACAAGAGAAUAAUGGGAAUAUAGGAAAAAAAACCUAAAUAGUGAAGGAAGCUAAUGUGAAGAAAACGAAAAUAAACUGUGAAGCUUGUAGGAAGAAAAGAGAUAACAGAUGAAGAAAUGAAAGUUUAAAGCGAGAAGAUGAGAGAAAAUAGGAAUCUUGCAUGAAGAAAGCGGGGAAGUUGCUCAAAGAAAAGGAGGAACAAAUGAAGAAUGGGAAGUUCAUGCAAAGAAAAUGGAGAAAAGAAACUGAAAAUCGUACUGAAGAAGAGGAAAUGUGAAACUUACUCAAGGAAAUCGGAGAAGAGAAAUUGGGAAGCGUACAUUAAAAAAAAUAGGAAUAAAAGCGAUAACUUUCGAAAUUAUAUGAUGUAGAACAGUGACUCUCAACCUUGUUUGCCCCCAUGCACCCCUUUCACCAUAUGUCAGAAUGUCAUUCCCCCCCUCCUUUCCAAGUCUGUCUAUGGGUAAUCUAUUUUGGGUAAUCUAUGGGUAAUCUAUUUUGAUCCUAACGGUUCAGGAGCUUGUGGUGAACGGUUUGAUAGGUUGCUUGCAUCAGAUAACCGAUACAUACUGAAUUUCGUGCCGCCUUGGGGAGCUCAAAGCCAAAAAAAAAAAAAAAGAAAAAAAAAGAAGAAAAGAUCAACAUUCUGACAGUCUGAAUUUGCCAACCUGUAGUUCUAAUUCACCCCCGCCCCCGGAAAACCUGAAAUUCCCCUCCCUGGAGUGAAUUCCGCCCAAAUUAAGAAUUCCUGAUGUAGAAACAGCCGAUAAAUGUGUAUUUAUUGUUUUUUAUCUGUCUGUCUGUCCUGGUAUGAAUGUUUUUUACAAGUUGAAAUAAAGAGUGUUAAUUUGUGAACA